Molecule: messenger RNA, 528 nt
Organism: Corticium candelabrum
Lineage: Eukaryota; Metazoa; Porifera; Homoscleromorpha; Homosclerophorida; Plakinidae
Product: vacuolar ATPase assembly integral membrane protein VMA21-like
Exons: 3
Coding region: 6-311 (101 amino acids)
Biological process (GO): vacuolar proton-transporting V-type ATPase complex assembly
Cellular component (GO): endoplasmic reticulum membrane
Source: RefSeq, a predicted model, not a curated record
UUAACAUGGCGGACACCGUGGCCAGACCUUCGCGUCAAUCAUGGACUUCAGCCGAAAAACAUACUCUACGCGUUCUUCUGUCAUUCACACUGAUGAUGAUCGUCUUGCCCAUAGCAGCAUUCUUCUUCAGUCAGACAGUCAUCUUCGAAGGUCUCCAACCAUACUUUCCACAAUAUUGUCUACUGGGUUUGGGAACGGCCUCCAGUGGAGUGGCCAGCGCUGUUGUGGCUGUGCUCGUUGUGCACGGAAUCAUCGCCUCCUACGUCUGGGUCGCUUACAAGGACGAACAACCGCCGAUCAAGGAAGACUGACGCGAAUGCGAUCAGACGAGGUGCAGAGAAGACGUCGAGACGAUGCCAACUCUCCGUCGAGGAACCGAGGCGCCUUUCUUAGAUCCCCCUUGGGCAACUCUGCACGUGCCACACUUGUUCAUGUCCGCCUACCUACCGCCUUGUGGUUAAGUAUUUUAGUAACGAACGAACUGUGGUGUACAUAUAUGUAUCUAGCAAAACGUUGCUCUCACAGUGA